Dendronephthya gigantea is the source of this 1941-nucleotide messenger RNA. RefSeq names its product putative cytochrome P450 120. Bases 330 to 1607 code for a protein of 425 amino acids. Gene Ontology annotation, molecular function: monooxygenase activity; iron ion binding; heme binding. Gene Ontology annotation, biological process: sterol metabolic process. NCBI's taxonomy places the organism in Eukaryota, Metazoa, Cnidaria, Anthozoa, Malacalcyonacea, Nephtheidae. The transcript is spliced from 10 exons. The record is from RefSeq and is a predicted model, not a curated record.
CCCCUCCCUGUUCCGGCUUCUCCGAAUUCCCCACACUGUAACAAAUGUUUUAACGGGAACAAAUUUCUGCCAAUGAAUGACCUUCAAAGUAACGAUUUCCGGAAAAUAGAUUUAUGCGCAUUUCUUAUGAUUUCCAUAAUUUAUUGCCACAAAAUAGCAUCCGAAUCAAUGAGUCUAUAAAGCCACUUGUACAAUACGAUAUUGAAGUGCUGGAGGAUAUACUACAGUUUUAGUGUUUUAAUUUAAAGUUUCAUUCACUUCCCUGUUGAUGGCUGAAAUCUGAAACCGAAGGACACACUAGUCGUAUUUAAUUUGACAAGGCCUGAAGAAUGCAAACUGCAUGUGAGGUGCCAGGUUCUGUGGGAUGGAUUGGAUUAAGUGACAAGACAUUUGAGUUUGCUUACAGUCCUAUAGAUUUUAUAAGAAACAAAACAAAAGAACAUUGUUCACCUGUUUUUAAAGUGAGGGUUCUCAAUAAACCAACUAUAUUCCUGACAUCUAGUAAUGCAGUCAAAGAAUUAUUGGAAGACAACUACCAGUGUUUUGAAAUGGGUUACAAAGACCUUGGUUAUAUGCAUUCUUUAUUUGGUGAUCUUGUUCUCUUCUUCAAUGAAGACGACAGUGUUAGCAGACUUCGUGGCCUUAUCCAUUCCUUGUUCAUUCCUCAAACUGUAGAAACUAUCACAGAUGUUGUUAAUAGAUCAUGUAACAAUCACUUUCCGGGUUUCCAACAAGCUACGUCCAUUGCUGUGUAUGAUCACUUCAAACAGCUCACCACUCAGAUGUGCCUGAGUAUGUUUCUUGGCUUGGAUUGUAAAACGUCUAUGGAGGAAACACAAAAGAUUGCUGCAUUAACCGUUACGCAUUGGCAUGGUCUAAUAUCCGUUCCAAUAAGUUUGAAAAUUGGCAACUUCGCCUCAAGCUAUGGACUAGCUAUGGAAGCUCAGAAACAUUUGCUUGAAGUCAUAAAGCAACGCUUACCACAAAGUAAAGAUUGUUUAUUGAGUACAAUGAAUGAUGUUGGUUUUCGUGACAUUGAGGAACUUAGUAGACAUAUGUUGUUGUUUGUGUCCGCAUUGGUACCUAAAGCGUUGUCUUCUCUGCUGACCUCGUGUUGUCUGGAGCUUGCCAAGCCACAUAACGCUGCUCGCCGUUUGCGGGCAACCACAGAUGACGAAUAUUUAGACAAAGUAUUGCUUGAAGUAAAGCGACUUUGGCCGCCGUUCCUUGGCGGAAGAAGAAUUGCCAAAAAGAGCGUGGUCUUAGAUGGAUUUCAUAUUCCCAAAGGAUACUCAGUGGCUUACCUAACGCGAAGUGCAAAUAUUGAUCCAAGUGUGUUUAAAAAUCCAGAAAAAUUUCUUCCCGAACGAUGGGAAGAAAUUGACGCUCAGCAGAAAAGGUCGCGUGUCUUCACGUUUGGAUUCGGACCGCGAAAUUGUAUUGGAGAGCAUUGUAUCGGGCGCAUUUUACACAUAAUAAUGAAGAGAUUAUUAGCUGAAUAUGGCUGGGAGUUGGAUAAUGAUCAGGACCUGACUUAUAAAUGGCUUCCUGUUUCAAGACCUAAACAUGACGUCAUGGCAAAAUUCUGGAGCAAAGCAGCGCUGUGACUUUCAUUAGGGUGGAAUUUAAACCUGCAGGCAGGUUUGUAAGGAAUACUGUUGCGUGUGCAGUCGUUUAUAUUGGCUGAAUUUUUAUAUACGGUCGGUCCUUAAAAACACAUGGGUAAACACACGGGUUAGGGAUAAAUAGAGAUAAAAGUUUAAGAUUUUGUAUAUGAAAGUCUAGCCGUUGUAAUACAUAUUGUUGAGCAUGUUUUUAGGUAAUAAUUGCACUAUUUAAAUUAACCCUGGUAGAUCCAGGAGAAUGGGAUGAGAUCUCAUGAACUUCAGAACUUAAAUAUAAUUGAAUUCAUCACAAAUUGAAUAUAAUUUGAUACAUAUU